Messenger RNA from Ooceraea biroi (clonal raider ant), 2572 nucleotides. RefSeq names its product DNA ligase 1. The record is from RefSeq and is a predicted model, not a curated record. NCBI's taxonomy places the organism in Eukaryota, Metazoa, Arthropoda, Insecta, Hymenoptera, Formicidae. Gene Ontology annotation, molecular function: actin binding.
CACGAAAAAUUCUUCGAUCCCGUCGCGACCCCGAAGUCAUCGUCGGGAGAAACGUCGGGUACGUUGUCAGCAUCGCGGUGCCGUUUGCCAUUCGUUUACCGCCGUGGUCACAUCUAUCUUCGUGAUACGUGCCACGGAUCCACGGAUCUCCUGCGCGCGAUCCGGGAACCAAUCCGGGAACCAAUUCGGUUUCCAAGAGACAACGAGAAGUGGGUCGCGCCAGAUUUCGCCCACACGCGGAGGUUCCCACCGCGAUCACCAGGUCGAUCCAGAAGCGCGUCAGUGGCGCAUCGCGCACGUUCUCGAGAGGAUCAUCAUCGAAAAAUCAUCUCGUGAAUUAUCGCGCGUAAGGCGACUACGAAUUGCCGAUCUACGGACGUCAGCGUCCGCGAACCGGAAGAAGAAUAUCGCGAGAGGUCCCUUGAAGGUGCAGCAAGAUCAUUCCGACUGCAGUGAGAGAGGACACUGAGUAAAAAUGCCCGGCGCCGGUGGCCAGCCACCGCAGAGGACCACCUUUCGACCACCAUGGGUCAAGGAUGGUCCGAACCCUCUGCCCAUGCCCACCGCGCCAUGGACCCUCAAUGCACGCAGAGAUUCCAAGCCGAAGACCGAGGAUGUGCCGGCAUUCACUCAAGUCACUUUAAAGAGUGUGCCGAAACCCGCAGAACCGGCAACGCCUGCUCCAGAUGCGCAACCGCGCAAACAGAGUAAAAUCACGAUAAUACCAUCGCAACCGAACAAUGAAAAGGUUCCAAGUAGCCGACCGGUACCGGCGAAGCCGACGAAGCCACGCGAGAAUGGACGACAAGAGCCAAAUUCGAGGCCACAGCUCGAGCGACAGAUUCGCAUCGACAGAUCUCGAUCACGAGGUGACAUUAUACCACUCUCGAAGAGCGAGAGCACCACAGGUGCACCAACUCUAUCCAAGAGCUCAUCACGAGCGAACGUUCCGCCACCGCCACCCCCGCGACCGCCACCACCGCCGCCUAGCAGGACGACGAUUCUCAAGGAUCUACCGCCCCUGAACAACAAACAAAUGCAGAAGUUGGAAACGCUAAAGUCCAGGCCAAGGAAGCGGCCGGACUGGGCUAGCAUGAUGAAAGAGGUCGAGAGCGGCAGGACGCUCAGGCACGUGAAAUGCAACGACCGGAGCGCACCUCUCAUCGAGAGGGUGAACAAAGUCACGGCCGACCCAGCAGGCAAGGCCCACUUCGUGUUUGAGUCCGAGAAGUCGAACAUGCACAAUCAGCUGUUGAAGCAGAUCCAGCAGGGCGUGAAGCUCAAAAGCGUGAGGACCAACGAUCGCUCGAAGCCGGUACUGGAGGGCCUGAGGAAAUUCCGCCGGCAAAUGACGAUAGAAGAACAAAUACAGAAGGCUGAGGAGGCGCCGGUGGACGACGCUAUGCAGGACGAGAUGGACGACAUUGACGCUGUGAGGGAUGAUUUGCAGAGCACCAAGCAGAUGCUCGCGAUGGAAUUGAGGAACAAGGAGGCUUUGGACCGAGACAACAAGCGAUUACAGGCAAGAAUUUUGAAUCUCGAGACAGAAGUGGAACGUAUGAAGCUCCAAAAGAACGCUCAGGAAAGCAAGCAGCAAGAUGAGAAACUCACGGAAUCCUUGAGACAGGAGGUGCAGCAAGCGAGGAAAGACGCGGAGAAGGCUGAGACGGAAUACGCAAUCGCUGCUGAGGAAAGGGAUAAGGCGAAGAACGAGUUAGAAGAAAUGAAAAAGAUGUAUGCGGUGUUGGAGAGACGCAUGAAAGCCGGAAUGGCGCUAGCUGGUUGCCCAAGCGCGAAAGACGUCGCCAAAAUCGCAUCUCAGAAGAGUAUAGACAAACAGAAGAGUAUAGACAAACAGGACGUCCCCGACACGAGCGAGGAGGAAGAGGAGAGCACAGAGGAAGAAGACGAGGACGAGGAUCCCAAAGCUAGCGCGGAGAAACGUGAGCAGAGGGAAAUCAAGCUGCUCAACACGAAAAUCAAGAAUUUCAAAAACAAAGCCGUGAACGCCAGGAAGGAGAGGCACGCGUUGAAGGAGCAAAUCAAGCAGCAGCAAAAGCUGCUGAAGGACGAAAAGAAGAAGUACAAGCAGUUGCACAAGCAAGUGGACAAGAUGGCUAAGCUGAUGGCGGAAACCGACGAGGACGAAGAAGAAGAAGAGGAGGAAGAGGACGAGGAGGUAGAGGAGGAGGAGGAAGAGGAGACCGAGUCCGAGGAAGAGUCGGAAUCAGAAGAAUCGGAGGAGGAAGAGUCCGAGACUGACGACGAAGGGGCGCCUGCAGAAAAGCGUAAAACCAAUUUGCAGAAACGCGUGAAGAAGCACGAGGGACGACUGGUGGCCCUGAAGAAGGGCAACUACCUGCUCAAGACGCAAGUGGACAGAAUCAAAGACGACCUGGUGAAGCAACGGGAGGCCAGCCUCCGCCUGCAGGAGGAUCUUGAUUCCGUCUUGGCGGAACUAGGUUAGACCCCUGGUCCCCCCACCCCCGCAUGAACGGGGGAUACUUCCAACUGCUGAGAUUGUAUACACGUAUAAAUAUUACUCAUUGAAAUAUAGACAAUUGUACGGUUA